AUGGGCGAGCAAGAUAAGUUGUUCGUGGGGCUGGUCCUCUGCUCGACGGGACUGGAGCUGGACGUCAAGGAACAAGUGCGCAAGAUCGUCGUGGCCUGUGGCGGUCGCUUUGAGGACGAUUUAGACCCGACCAGCACCACACACUUGAUUGCCGAGGCCGUGGGCUCUUUAAAACACCGCGCUGCAGUAGCUCACGAACUCCCAGUCGCGUCUCCUCGCUGGGUUUUUGAGAGUUUCCGGGCCCAAAAACUACUAAACAUCAAUGAAUUCGCUCUCCGACUACUAGAAGGGAUGGGGAUCUGCACUGCCGGCCUGUCAAUGGAGGAGAAGGAGGCGGUGGCGCAGCAGGCCACAGCCCAUGGAGCGCAAUACGACGGUAGAUUAGAGCUGGGUUUUACUAGUAUUCUCAUCGCCAAACGCCCUCAAGGAGCCAAGUACGAGGCCGCAGUAGCCAAUGACAUUCCAGUAGUCCAUCUGGGAUGGCUCUACGCCUGUAUAGAGAGAGACAUAGUCGUAGAGGAAGAAGAGUUCGCUCUACAUUCUCAAGCAGAGACCACGAGUGUAGAGCCCACACACAUCGCCGUGAACCACCUUAAAGACGCUCAAGAAUUAGUGGCUACAUUACCAGAGAUCAUCACGAGAUAUCGUCACAAAGAGGAGCUACAAGAAGACCAAGAUUGGGUGGAAUUAUUCGACGGAUGUGUGUUAUAUCUACUGGGGUUCUCACCUCAAAUGAAUACUUUGUUACAGCGACUGAUACGCGCCGGCAUGGGCACAAUCUACCACAACGUGGUGCUACGUCACGUGACGCACGUUGUGGUGAGUGCGUCACUGUCGGAUAAACUGACACUGCCGGCCAUCCGAACGCGGGUGGCCGCCGGCACUCAAGUGCACUUUGUAUCCGCUAGCUGGCUGCUUGACUGUGUCAAGUGUCUAGCUCUCCAGCCAGAGGAGCUUUACCCGGUCGAAUUCGACGCUAACGUGCCGGAAACAGCACUUUCCGGCACUGCUAGUGGCCGGAAAAGUGUCGAGCCGGCAGACCCGACCUCCGAGUCCGUGAUUCUGUCCGAAGAUCUACCGGAAAAGGCCGACGCAGACAGCAUUCUAGAGCAGAAGAGCACAGCCAUUUUCUCGGGGUAUUCGUUCCUGCUCUUGUGUCGAGACCCAGAGGAUACCCACAUGAUCCAGCCAAUGUUGAAAGACAUCAGAGGCCGGCACGGAGGUGCCGAAGCCGUUGCACUAGCUGCAGUGGACUUCCCACGCGUGGACCCCGAGCAAUUCUCGUUUAUCAGUCACGCAGUUGUCUGUACCGGCGUCGGGAUGGAUGAGGAGGAGGCUCUGAAGACGCAAGAACGCAUCCACAAGGUCCAACGACAGCUACGCGAUAGGCACGAGACCCCGCGACAGAGAAUGCUUCAGUUUGUAUCGGAUUUGUGGGUCAACUGCUCGCUGGCUGCCAAGAUGAAGCUGUCCUUCUCUUCGCAUGAACUCUUCGGUGUCAGUGCGCACCGUCCUCGUGCGCUCUUCACGUGUCCCGUGCCGAUACGAGACUUCCGAGACGUGACGGCGUCCACGUCGGUGUACCGGCAAGUGGAGCAACUGGUGGUGACGGAGCUGCUGCGACUUGCCGGCGCUCGAGUGACGACCAAACUUAGUGCACAGAACACGCAUCUGGUGUGUCGAAAAGGCUUCGGGAUGAAGUUUGACAAGGCCAAGAAGUGGGGGCUUCAAGUGGUCAAAGCACGCUGGGUUGUCGACAGUCUACUGCAAGGCAGACGCCUUGGCGAGGACACUCCGGGCUUUGAAGUGGAAGACGAGAGUGAAGCCAGGAGGCCUGCGCGUACAGAGGAGGAGAUGACACUGUCGCAGUCAGGCAUUCCGAAAUAA
This is a messenger RNA of Phytophthora infestans T30-4, 1887 nucleotides long. RefSeq lists its product as uncharacterized. The record is from RefSeq and is a predicted model, not a curated record. Gene Ontology annotation, biological process: DNA replication initiation; mitotic G2 DNA damage checkpoint signaling; mitotic DNA replication checkpoint signaling. Bases 1 to 1887 code for a protein of 628 amino acids. The transcript is spliced from 3 exons. NCBI's taxonomy places the organism in Eukaryota, Oomycota, Peronosporomycetes, Peronosporales, Peronosporaceae.